Molecule: messenger RNA, 1413 nt
Organism: Colletotrichum higginsianum IMI 349063
Lineage: Eukaryota; Fungi; Ascomycota; Sordariomycetes; Glomerellales; Glomerellaceae
Product: Adenylyltransferase and sulfurtransferase uba4
Exons: 3
Coding region: 1-1413 (470 amino acids)
Biological process (GO): protein urmylation; tRNA wobble position uridine thiolation
Cellular component (GO): cytosol; cytoplasm
Molecular function (GO): URM1 activating enzyme activity; adenylyltransferase activity; thiosulfate-cyanide sulfurtransferase activity
Source: RefSeq, a predicted model, not a curated record
AUGGACAAAGUCAAGCUUCUUCGUCGAAAAGUCGCCGAGGCCGCCCUCGAACUCGAGAACCUCAAGCAAGAGCUUCAACAGGCCGAGGAAGAGGCGCAAGAAGCACAAGAUGCGCCAGCGCAGCACCCUUGGAAGUGGCCCCUGCAGCCCGAGGACUAUGAAAGAUACGGGCGCCAGUUGAUCAUCCCCAAUGUCGGGGUUCUAGGCCAGCUGAGGUUGAAGGAGUCCAGGAUUCUCAUCAUCGGGGCCGGGGGUCUUGGGUGCCCUGCGGCUGCCUACAUCGCCGGAGCGGGCGCCGGCACUGUCGGCCUCGUCGACGGUGACGUUGUCGAGGUCUCCAAUCUCCAUCGCCAGGUCGCGCACUCGACCGACAGAGUGGGCAUGCCCAAGGUUGAGAGCGCCAUCGCAUAUCUGAAGGGCCUCAACCCGCUCGUGACGUAUCGCGCGCACAAAGAACACCUGUCGCCUCUGAACGCUGAGGACAUCGUCUCGCAAUACGACAUCGUCCUCGACUGCACAGACCACCCGACGUCCCGCUACCUCAUCUCGGAUAUCUGCAUCCUCUUGCAGAAGCCCCUCGUCUCCGCGUCGGCCUUCCGGACGGACGGUCAGCUCAUCAUCCUGAACUCGCCCGCCGCGCCGCAGGGAAGCUUGGAGGGCGGGCCGUGCUACCGCUGCGUCUUCCCCAAGCCGCCCCCGCCGGACAGCGUAGUCAGCUGUGGCGAAGGAGGGAUCCUCGGCCCCGUUGUCGGCGUCAUGGGCGUGCUGCAAGCUCUCGAGGCUAUCAAGCUCGUCGCUGCAGGCGCUGUGGACCCCAAAGUCGAGAAGAAGGAAGCAGCAGCUCCGACUCUGCUCAUCUUCUCGGGGGCCGCACCGUCAGGGCCAUUCAGGUCCGUCCGGAUGCGCGGCCGGAGGAAGGACUGUUUCGCGUGCUCUGCGUCGUCGACGCUGUCUCUCGAGACGCUGCGGUCAGGUUCGCUCGAUUACAUCUCCUUCUGCGGAGUCAGUGCUCCGGUCAGUAUCCUGGGGCCCGACGAACGCAUUUCAGCAGCACAAUAUGAGCGCAUGGCCAAGGCCAACAAUGGCCGCCAUCUCCUGGUGGACGUGAGAGAACGCGAGAAUUUUGAUAUCUGUAACAUCGACGGAGCUGUCAAUAUCCCCAUCGCAAGAUUUAUGAAGGAGACGCAGCCGCCGAAGGAUGGCAUCCGGCCUCGGCCCGAGUGGUUGCCUGCUGAUUUGCCAGAGGAUGCGCCCAUAUAUCUCGUCUGCAGGGUUGGCAACGACUCCCAACUUGCGACAAAGCGGCUGAAGGAUUUGGCCCUGGACAACAACGGGAAGAGGUUCAUCGGCGACAUCGAGGGCGGUAUGAGAGCUUGGAAGCACGAAGUCGACCCUACCUUGCCCUUUACCUAA